AUGUAUCAGCCUAGCCUACUAGAGCAGUUUAUUAUGGCUCAAAAACGUGGAGGUUAUCAGAAGUAUUUGGAGAGCGAAUCAGACGAGAUUCCAAGGAGAACCAAGUACAGAUGGAAAAGACAGAGAAAGAGAGAGGAGGACUUGGCGCAUUCCCAAGAAAACCUGGGCAAGGGUUCCAGGGUUGCAAUGCCUGGAUCUUCAAAGGCAAAGGAAAAUGCAUCUGAUCCUGAAGAGGGCAUGAGCGGUGAAAACACAGGACCUAGUAGAGACUUGAUGCAAGGAGAUUCUGAUGAAGACAGCAUGCCUGGGCCUUCAAUGAGUGAGGAAGAGGCAUCUCGUUUUGAGGAGAGCCAGGCUGAUGAGGAGAAUCUUGAGGGCACGGGCGGUGAAAACGAAGGAGCCAGUAGAGACUUGACGCAGGGAGAUUCAGAUGAAGAAAGCAUGACUGGGCCUUCAGUGAAUGAGGACGAUCCAUCAGAUCCUGGAGAGAACCUGUCUGAUGAUGGUGUGAUUGCUGGAAGUCAAGGAGCCGAGGAAGAUUUGAUUCAAGUUGAAGCUGAUGCGGACAGCAUGCCUGUGUCUUCAGAAGACAAACCAACAGAUGAUCUGUUGUUUCCUGGGGCAAGUUUUACAAAAAAAGAGACUGUAUUGAUGCUGAUGUCUUAUGUGUUACGGCAUAAUUUAACCAGCGAAGCAGUAAGUCACUUAUUGGAAAUGUUUAACAUAAUGUUCCCAGAGUACCAACACAAUGUGUGCUUGGGAGUCACUCGUCAGAUAGCUUCAUUGUGGUUUGAUACUGAAAACCACGAGAGGCCCUGGUAUACCGGCAGACAAAUAGAGGAAGUGAAUUGA
Molecule: messenger RNA, 852 nt
Organism: Myripristis murdjan (pinecone soldierfish)
Lineage: Eukaryota; Metazoa; Chordata; Actinopteri; Holocentriformes; Holocentridae
Exons: 6
Coding region: 1-852 (283 amino acids)
Source: RefSeq, a predicted model, not a curated record